This is a messenger RNA of Nothobranchius furzeri (turquoise killifish), 1293 nucleotides long. RefSeq names its product centromere protein Q (gene cenpq). Gene Ontology annotation, cellular component: nucleus. Lineage: Eukaryota; Metazoa; Chordata; Actinopteri; Cyprinodontiformes; Nothobranchiidae. The record is from RefSeq and is a predicted model, not a curated record.
CAUGCGCACAGUCUGCCUUCGUUCAAAACACAAGCGCGAAAGCCAGACCAUGUUGGCAAUAAAUUCGAGUAGGAUUGACAAAUUCAUGGCCUUUUAAAAUAUCUUAUUCAUCCAGUUUCUUUGAUAACAUUUGGAUUCUUACACACUACAACAUCGGUUCUAUAUUUCACAGAGCUCUUUAACGGCGUCAUCAAGCUAGCAAGCCUCGUUCUGCUUGUUUAGCAAUAUGAAACCUGUACGGGGCUCUAACCGGGCUUCCUCACAGGCACCCAGCAGAAACAAAUCCCGGAAGAAAGCUCAAGUAAAGUCGAAUGAGGGCCAAGAGCAAAGUGACGAUUCUCCAAUCCACUCAAAACCUCCACAGAAGAGGAAAGCUGAAGGAGGUCAGCGUUCAGUCCCCAAGGAGGUGAAAGGUCAAGACAAGUGGAAGGUCCUCCCACCUUCAUCCAUUUGUGCCAUGGAGAACAUAAUGGACUUAUCAAUCCUAACAACCCUCACUAUGAAGCGAAAAGAUAAAGUGAGCCAGGAACAUCUGAACUUAUUAAAAAACAGGUUUUUAGCUCAUUGCACACAGCUUAAAGCUCCGGUGCAGAAACACGCACGUUUGGUUUACUCCUCUCAGCAACACCGGGAAGAGACCAGGAAGUUGGCCGCUGGAAAGUUGACUCUGAGAUCCCUGAAGGAGGACGUGAAGGCUGUUGUCAGAGUUCUGGAGAAUGUGGAGGAGCAGACGGCAUCUUUGGAGAAGACAUGCAGGCUGCUGAGAGACGAGCUGGAGGAGGAGGAAAAGAAAGCUGCACAGAUUUUAAAAAUAAGAGACCAAGCUGUUCUCAAGCUUCCCCCCGUCCCUCCUCACCAGGAUGACUCGACAUUAGAGACCCAUUUGAGAAAGAUCAUACCAGUCAGCCAACACAAGACCACUGCCAGGAGAUUGGGGAAAAUCUUGCAGAAACCAGAGGCCAGCGAGGAGGAGCAGGUGCUGCUUCGGCAGGCUCACAAACACGCUCAGCUGCUCUUCAAAACACUCCACAGCAAUGAACCUUGGUCAGAGGGAGGAAACGACGAUGCUUCUUUGGGCAGAUGUUGCGUUUUCUGUGGUGCACAUCUGUGUUAGCAUUAGUGGAUGGGGCACUUGGUUUGUCUGAAUGUGUGGUUUUUUUCUUCUCAUGCGUCUCAAAAUGUUCUUUAACACCUUAUUUUUUCUGAUUUCCUCUCAUCUUUUCUAACUCGUGUCAGUUAUCAACCCUACUGGGGAAGUGUUUACUGUUUAAUAAAAAGAAAGCCCUGACAAGA